AUGAAGCAGGGGGAUGCGGGGAGGAGGGCGGUGACACCGGGUACAGGUAUGGCAGACCUCAGCGCGACCUGGGAGCAUGAGUUGCUGGAGCAGUUCUCCUGUCUGACUGCUAACACGGAGGAGGAAGGGUCCCGUCUGCAUACUGCAGAUGAUUUCACUUGGGACAGCAGCGACAACACAACAGGCUUGUUGCAUUUGAGUGAUGAAGUCCUGCUGGUUAUAUUGAGGAAUUUGGAUCCAAUGUCGCUGCUGAGGCUCGGCAGCACGUGCAGUUUACUGUUCCGAGUUUCUUCGUGCAACUCCCUGUGGACCACACACUUCCAGGAUUCGUUUGGGGUCAGUCUGUCAAAUACCAAUGCCAGGUGUCCCGUAACUGCCAAAACUGCCUUCCGCUUAGUUUUUAUGUGGAGGUCCCUCUUCAGAAACAUCCACUGCAACCGUGCGUUUCAGGAGAAGCUCUUCAUUGAGAUCCCUCAAGCGCCACACAAAUACUGGAUCCAGUGGCUGGUUCUGGAGGAGAGCGUCCCACUUCCCUCCGUCAGGCUGCCCUCCAGAGAUGUGGAGAAACUCUGGGGAAUCACUGCUGAUUUAUUCCAGGACAAACUACAAGAGAAAACUGAGGAUUGUGAUACACUGAAGUUUGAAUGGAGGGAGUUGUAUCAUCUUGCACUGGAGCAUCAUGGUAGUGCAUCUCUGGUCCUCCAGCAUGUUCUCCGCCAACAGCAAUACAAUGAGCACACAGAGCUGGAGUCCAUGUACCAUCAGUACGUCCAGUGCAGGUUCCAGUGGCUCUUCACAUACUGGUUGUUUCGCCAGCCCACUCCAUACAACAAGCAGCUGCGAUCCAUUUUCCUGCAGUGGAAGAAGCACAGCAAGAGAAAGGUGUCCACCUGGGGAGAGACCCUGUGUGAUGUGAGAUACCUGGCCUCCCUGCACCCCAUCACCAAAGACUACUGGAGAGGACGAUUGGCUAGGGGAGAUGAGAGUCUGGGGAUUCAGACGGUUGGAAACUACUUCUCUAUGUGCAAGUCUCUCGUGGCCUGGAUCUUGGGCCGCGACUGGGGCCGACUGAAGCGAAGAAAGGUUUAUGAAGACACACUGGAGGGAGUGUAUCUUCUGCUGAGGCGAGAGAUGCAGGAGACUCUGAUCGAGCACGAGCGCUUCUGGCAUGUGGCUAAAGUCCAGAUGAGCCGCGUCUGCACACUGGAGGAGACCGCAGCAAACUACGUCAACUGGAAGAUGAUCGAGACGCUCCCUUACUACAAGCUGUAUCUGGUCUCUGGAAAUUCUGUGUAUCUGGAUCAUGUACAAGGUUUCUUGCGGAGGAAGCGGUUGAUCCGGGAUUGGAUUUACCAGGAGGAAAACACUUGGGCUCGACAGUUACUGCCUGAAUCGCUCUACACGCUGCUGGAGUUUGACACAAAGAUCUCCCAAGAAAGUUUGCAUGGGGACUCAGUGUGUGCUCAGCUGAGUCGAGUGAUGUGGCUGUAUCUGAACUCGGGUCAGCAGGAGUAUCUGGAGGAGCUAAAGGCUGUGGUACUGCACUGUGCUCGGGUCUGUCUCGGGCAGAUCUCCUUCUGCUGGAACUCUGCAGACUCACCACACACACACUGAUCUGUUUUUACUUGUAAUCUUUUAACAUUGGAAUUUUAAUGGCUUUUUUUUUGCCCUCAAAUGUAUACAUCUUAAUUUUUUGAACACUUAGAGUAGUUUCCCCCACUAUUUCUUUUCCUUUAGGCUUUUUUUAGUGCACAACUUUUCUCGUCUUCUGUCUGAGUAAAUGCAGAAAUGCGCAUGUUUUUUUAAUAAGUGCAAUAUGAUAGUUUUAAUCAUGUUUUCUGUAGCAUGCUGAAUGUGGACUUCUUUCUUUGUAGUUUUUUUUUAAACAUUAGUUGUUGCUUAUAUAAGAGCAAUACAGUGGUUUUAAUCUUGUUUUUAGUAUGCCUAAGCGUGGCCUGCUUUCUGUGUGACUUUUUUUUUAAUUCUUUUUUAAACAUGGGUUAAUUGUAUCAUGAACUGCAAGGUUGCUGAUUGAUAAAAGCAACUUCACACCCA
This is a messenger RNA of Danio aesculapii, 2055 nucleotides long. RefSeq lists its product as uncharacterized. The record is from RefSeq and is a predicted model, not a curated record. The coding region runs from base 1 to 1614 and encodes 537 amino acids. Gene Ontology annotation, molecular function: protein binding. The transcript has 9 exons. Lineage: Eukaryota; Metazoa; Chordata; Actinopteri; Cypriniformes; Danionidae.